Molecule: messenger RNA, 831 nt
Organism: Periconia digitata
Lineage: Eukaryota; Fungi; Ascomycota; Dothideomycetes; Pleosporales; Periconiaceae
Source: the annotation of a GenBank genome assembly
AUGUCAUCACGUGUAUCCGCCAUGAUUGGCAGCCGCUUUCUCUCCACCACUUCCCGCGCCCGAACAUCUCUCGCAUCCGACAUCCAGCAGGCUUCCCCUCUAGCAAGGAACACUGCCCCUUUGGUCGCAGCCACUGCAGCUACAGCAGCUAUGACGGCCGCCGCACAAUCAGCGACCCCGAAGCUGGGCAGAAUAGCAAAAUGGUAUCUUCCUGCCAUGGCCGCCUUAGCUCUAGGCAUCACCCUGAUUCCCGACCAACUCUUCUAUGAACCCAGCAAACGUUCUGUUACCCUCGGCGAAUCGAACCGCCGCAUCGUCUACACCGUAGCAGCUCACCUCAACCACCAAAACACCCGUGCCAAUACGGGAUAUGAGCCUACCCAAGAAGAGCGCAACCAAAUGAUGUUGGAUUCCUAUGGAGACCGCUCCAGUCUGGAGGACAUGGAGAAGGCCAUUGCAGGCUACGAAGCCGGCCUCAGGCCCAAGACAGAGUACGAGAAGAAGGCUGCCUUGGAGGAGGCUUACGGAGACCGGAGCAGCCUGAAGAACCUGAGGCGCGCCAUGGCCAUGUACGAAGUGCAAUGAGCCAUCGUUCGAUUUGGCGUGUAGGGUACAUCAUAACGAACAACACUGCUCAAGGCAGCACGGCCGCUUCGAGAAGAGGCCAACACGCCUCUACGAGACUGCUUGGGGAACAGCAUCUCGACCCCAGGUUGUAUCGCGGACAGGCAUCGCACCAUUACUUUCUCUCUUUUUUCUUACUUUCCAUUUGUACAAGGGAUAAGGAAGAUACCCAAGCAUUCGCUCUGGAUAGUGAAUAGCGCGCUCUCC